AUGACCCGCAAACCCUCGAAACCCUCCAAAUGCCCGGUUUCCGUGAACUAUCACUUCACCCGACGGUGCAACAAAGCCUGCGGCUUCUGUUUUCACACCGCGUCUUCCUCACACAUCGAGUCCCUCGCAAACAUGAAGCAGGCCCUCGCCCUCCUCAAAGAUGCAGGCAUGCGGAAGAUCAACUUCGCCGGCGGCGAGCCGUUCCUCUACCCAAAUACACUGGGCCAGAUGGUCGACUACUGCGAGGAGACCCUUCGCCUAGAAUCCGUCUCCAUCGUCACCAACGGGAGCAAAGUGACGGAGCGGUUUCUCGCCCGACACGGAUGCAACAUCGACAUCCUGGCCGUCUUGUGCGACUCGUUCAACGAGUCGGUCAACGUUGCCAUCGGCCGCAGCUCCGGCAACUAA
Aspergillus aculeatus ATCC 16872 is the source of this 408-nucleotide messenger RNA. RefSeq lists its product as uncharacterized. NCBI's taxonomy places the organism in Eukaryota, Fungi, Ascomycota, Eurotiomycetes, Eurotiales, Aspergillaceae. The record is from RefSeq and is a predicted model, not a curated record. The coding region runs from base 1 to 408 and encodes 135 amino acids. Gene Ontology annotation, molecular function: 4 iron, 4 sulfur cluster binding; catalytic activity. The transcript has a single exon.